Vigna angularis (adzuki bean) is the source of this 717-nucleotide messenger RNA. RefSeq lists its product as uncharacterized. The record is from RefSeq and is a predicted model, not a curated record. The transcript has a single exon. The coding region runs from base 1 to 717 and encodes 238 amino acids. Lineage: Eukaryota; Viridiplantae; Streptophyta; Magnoliopsida; Fabales; Fabaceae.
AUGGACGGGGGGAAAUCGAGCGCUUCGGCAGGAAAACCGGGCGGUCUCAAACAGAGAGAACCACGUCGAGGACCCCGUUUCCAACAAUACACCCCCUUGAACGCCCCUAGGGAGAAGAUCCUCCGAGAAGUGCUAAGUGCGGAAUUGCUCCCUAAACCCAUGAAGCGACCUACUCCGUCAGGCGCGGACGGAAGCAAACACUGUGUAUACCACAAGAACAUGGGUCAUACUACGGAAGAGUACGUGACCCUAAAGGACAAAGUUGUAGAGCUAAUCCGGACGGGACAACUGAAAAAAUACGUUCGAGUUGACCGUCCUCCGGUACCCGGAGAGCGACCUAGCCCGCGGCAGGCCUAUAGGCACGACAAAUCUAGAAACAAUCGGACUGAUCGUCCAUGCUCGGAGCAGCGACGAAGCAAAAGCCGCAAUAGAAGUCGUGAUCUUCCUUUGCGGGGACACAUCAACACCAUAUCAGGAGGUUUCGCCGGGAAAGGGUCAUCCUCGUCCGCCCGAAAACGCCAUGUGCGGGCUCUGCAAUCCGUUUACUCAGUGGACAAGCUCCAGCGUACGAUGCCACCUAUCACGUUUUCGGACGACGACUUCCAUGCCCCUGAUCCCGACCAAGACGACCCGAUGGUGAUAACAGCGGAGAUCGCCCGGUACGGUGUAAGUAAAGUCCUGGUGGAUCAGGGAAGUUCGACUAACAUCCUCUACUGA